Messenger RNA from Miniopterus natalensis, 2396 nucleotides. NCBI's taxonomy places the organism in Eukaryota, Metazoa, Chordata, Mammalia, Chiroptera, Miniopteridae. The record is from RefSeq and is a predicted model, not a curated record.
CCCGCCCCGCCAUUUUCGAGGCGCCCUCUUAGUUUUGCGCCUGCGCGCUUGCUCCCGAGCUCACCGGUUGAGCCGUCACUCACGGAAUCGCUGGGGCGCGCAGGAAGGGAGGAGUAGGCCUGACGAGGAACGCGCGCGUCGGGAGUGACGCGCAGGAGCAGAUCAGAUCAACCAUUGGCUUGCCUUCUAUCAUAGUCAGCUGAAAGUGACUUUUCAAGUUUCUUCAGGAUGCCUGCAGCACUUGUGGAGAACAGCCAGGUUAUCUGUGAAGUCUGGGCCAGCAAUCUAGAAGAAGAGAUGAGGAAGAUCCGAGAAAUUGUGCUCAGUUACAGUUAUAUUGCCAUGGACACAGAAUUUCCAGGUGUUGUGGUGCGACCAAUUGGUGAAUUUCGUAGUUCCAUAGAUUACCAGUAUCAGCUAUUACGGUGCAAUGUUGACCUUUUAAAAAUUAUCCAGCUGGGCCUUACAUUCACGAAUGAGAAGGGAGAAUAUCCUUCUGGAAUCAACACUUGGCAGUUCAACUUCAAAUUCAACCUUACAGAGGACAUGUACUCCCAGGAUUCCAUAGAUCUCCUUGCUAACUCAGGACUGCAAUUUCAGAAGCAUGAAGAGGAAGGGAUCGACACAUUGCACUUUGCAGAGCUGCUUAUGACAUCAGGGGUGGUUCUCUGUGACAAUGUCAAAUGGCUUUCAUUUCACAGUGGCUAUGAUUUUGGCUACAUGGUAAAAUUACUUACGGAUUCUCGUUUGCCAGAAGAGGAACAUGAGUUCUUUCAUAUUCUGAACCUUUUCUUCCCAUCCAUUUAUGAUGUGAAAUACCUGAUGAAGAGUUGCAAAAAUCUUAAGGGAGGUCUUCAGGAAGUUGCUGAUCAGUUGGAUUUGCAGAGAAUUGGAAGGCAGCAUCAGGCAGGCUCAGACUCGCUGCUGACGGGAAUGGCAUUCUUCAGGAUGAAAGAGUUGUUUUUUGAGGACAGUAUUGACGAUGCCAAGUACUGUGGGCGGCUCUAUGGCCUGGGCACAGGAGUGGCCCAGAAGCAGAAUGAGGAUGUGGACUCUGCCCAGGAGAAGAUGAGCAUCCUGGCGAUCAUCAACAACAUGCAGCAGUGAUGGCGGCGAGGCUCUGCCGGCGGCCCGCCCGAGCGGUGCUUACGGUGCUGUGUACACUUCGUCGUCAAGAGAAGCCUCUUUCGAGCAAACUGUACUUACCAUCUGCAUUGAGCAGAAAGACUUGUUUUACUGAAGACAAAGAGGUCUUUUAGAUCCAGAAGAGGGGAGUUUGCUCUGAAUUUGUAAACAAGUCUUACCUACUCCUCUUCCCCAGGCCUCUUCUCCAGUUGCCUCCUGCCACCAGCAUCCAUGGUUCAUUUGACACCUUUUUAAAUAUACAGGAUGAGUGACAAACAAACUAGUAAAGUGUAUAUAACUUACCUGUUGUCAUUCUUUUUCUUUUAAAUUUGUUGCUAAUCUCUGAGCAUGAAGACUUCUUGCUAUUAUUCUCAGCUGAGCUGAGGGCUUCCAGGGAAAGUGGAACAAAAUGGUAUUCUUGUUAAGUGUGGGUGGUAGGUGUUGAGUCUUUUCCUUCCCUUUUUUUGGAUCCUUCUCGAGGACAUUUGCUUUCCUCAUGGAAAUGAAUUACAUGCUCAGUGCUGAACUUUGAAGACCAGAUAAUGAAAACUUCUCUUAAAAAAAUAAAAUUCUACUGAACCUGUCUACUCUUUAUUCAUGAGGAAGCCAUCGGAGUGGGCAUAGUUAACCAUUUAAGUGUCUUUAUGUCCUAUCGUGCCACUGAGAUUUGCUGUCACAUGCACAUCAUCUGAAAUUUUACGUUUUCAUAUAAUAAGAUAAUGGAUUUGAUUCUGAAGGAAAUUAGUUAAGAUCAGAUUUUUGGAUCAUAAGUCUUGUGGUUUCAGAUGGUUAUUUGUAUUCCCCCACCUCUUUUUUGUUUUCCCUUUUCCUUUCAGCAAACCUGAGGAGUUAGGGAGAUGGAUUGAUGUGAGUACCAGGAGUGUGAGUCUUUAAAAAGUUGUGGUGGUUCAUAUAAACUGGGCAGGAAUCUGGUUUAUAGAGUUCUCUUGGAGUAAUAUCUCACAACUGGGGUAGAAAGCUCAGGACUGAUCCCCCCCCCCCGAAACUAGUCAUUUAAAAAGUACACUGUUUUUGUUUGUUUUUUUGAAUGAGUACAGUAUGGACAAUUUUGAAAAACCCAAAAACCCAUUUGCUAUGGUGGAAAUGAAAACUAGUAACUCACUGAAGUGGAGGAAUAGUCCUGCAUUUUAAAAGCUUAUAGAAAAAAUUUGAAAUGAUUCAAAAUGUCAAGUAUUAUAAGCUGGUAUUUAAGAUGCUUGUAAAUAUAUUUAUGUUUUUAAUUUUGUAUAAUAAAGAUUUCUUUUUAACUA